Molecule: messenger RNA, 2238 nt
Organism: Gigantopelta aegis
Lineage: Eukaryota; Metazoa; Mollusca; Gastropoda; Neomphalida; Peltospiridae
Product: neuronal acetylcholine receptor subunit alpha-7-like
Exons: 7
Coding region: 268-1656 (462 amino acids)
Biological process (GO): chemical synaptic transmission; regulation of membrane potential; monoatomic ion transmembrane transport
Cellular component (GO): neuron projection; membrane; synapse
Molecular function (GO): neurotransmitter receptor activity; extracellular ligand-gated monoatomic ion channel activity; transmembrane signaling receptor activity
Source: RefSeq, a predicted model, not a curated record
UUGGAGAAUGGCCAUUGCCACGUGGGGAAAAAUGUGUGUGAGAGAGAGAGAGGAGAGAGAGGAGAGAGAGAGAGAAAUUGUCUGCUGAUUGAAUGGGUAUUAAAGCUCUAAUAUAGAGUGUUACUUAACUAGGACGGCCGAGGGAGUUCAUUUCAGACGAGUUGCGGUUUGUGAGAUCACUUGCGUGGAAACACGACGAUUUCGUAAUCCACUUAAUGUGGAUUAUUUGCUGUUGUAUCCCGAUACCAACUUUAAAUACAAUACUUUAUGUUUGCCAAAAAUCAUUGCCUGAAAGACGAGAAGAGCAUUUCUUGUUGUGAUUACAACUCAGUGACGCUAGUUUGGUAUGCACUGAAGAUGCGUCCAAAUGUCUCCGGGGAUUUAUCUGUUCGUGUAAUCGUUCUCCUUGUCUUAAUUUUACAAGGCACGCGUGCAUUCAACUCGACCGUAGAGAGCGAACUGUAUGCGUCGUUGCUGACGGCGUAUAACAAAGGUGUACGGCCAGCGGGCGUCGUGGAGGCCAGCAUCAUGUUCAACCUCAUCACCAUCAACGAAUUGAUUAUACGUGCCCAGACGUUUUCUGUGUCGGGAUGGUUUGUAAUGAGUUGGAACGAUCCACGCCUUUACUGGGACGUGGCAAAUCCACUUUAUACCGACGUCAACUUUAUGUUUUUCACACAAAAAGAAAUAUGGCGACCGACGGUAGUCGUAGAAAAUUCGGAUUCUUGUCCGAUAGACGACUUGAGUGUUAUCGAUGACGACAACGUCCCGCUACGUGUGUUCAGCAAUGGCAAGGUCGUCUGGAAUCCCCCCGGAAUCUACGUCACCAACUGCGACAUCGACAUCACGUACUACCCAUUCGACACACAGACGUGCUACAUCAGCCUCAAAAGCGUGGGCUACAACAUCAGGGAAUUGAACCUAACGCUCCUCGACAGUGGUCUGAAGUCCAGCAGUUUCGAGGUAAACGGCGAGUGGACUCUGCUUUCCACGACAGCCACAAGGACGGAGUCUACGGACGUAACGGACGCGGAAGUGUACGCGACGCUGCAGUUCUCCGUGACGGUGCAGAGGCGGACCAAAUAUUAUGGGCUGAAUAUUCUGCUUCCUGUCCUGACGCUGGCGGUGCUGUCGGCGCUCGUGUUUCUGCUUCCGAUAGAGUCCGGAGAGAAGAUGGGCUACUCGCUCACCGUCCUGCUCUCCAUAUCCGUGUUCCUCACCCUGAUCGCUGAUCAGAUACCAACCACGUCCAAGUCCAUCGCUAUCCUCACCAUCUACAUCAGCAUCCUCAUCAUCCUCAACGGACUGUCCGUCGUCCUCACCCUGAUGACCCUUGACAUCUACUUCAGGAAUGAUAAAGAACCUGUUCCCCACUGGCUGCAGAAACUCACCAAGUACGUCAUGUCGCCCCUCGCCUGCUGGGGCUUAUGUUCCAAGAAGAAAAAGAAGAAAAUCUUUGAGACUGUCCGCCCCUUGUCCAAGAAGAUACACAGACCGAGCACAGAGACGGAGACGGAGACGGACGACACCGAGGAUGACGAGCAUCAGUUUUCUUGGGUGGAAAUUGCUAAAGUAUUCGACGCCUUCUGUCUACGGAUAUACGUCUUACUUUUCAUAGUUAUCACCGUGGUCUGUUUCAUGAUGAUAUUUUACUGAAGGACAAAACGGGAUGGUCAGGCAUCAUAUUUAGCUUCUUUUUUUUCUGUCUCUUUUAUUCGAUGUCUCUUAUUAACCCUAAAAUAAUUUGGAGGGGGUGGGGGGGGGGGGGGGGGCAAAAAGGAAAAAGGAAAGAAAAGAGAAUCAAGGCUAACAAAUUGGUUGAUUUAAUAUUUAUUAUUUUGACGAAUUAUUUGGUUGAAUCUUACUGCUGUUCGCUGUAAGAAAAUAUUUGAUUGGUUUUAUAUAUUUGGAUCAUUAUUGCUGUGUUUUGUUGGUGUGAUAUAUUCUUUAGAAGCAUUACGCGUUUGUGACAUUAAUUGAAAAUUAUUAGUUAUGGAGUUUUCGGCGAGCUUAAUAUGUUUAUUUUCUGUCUUGAGACCUUGAGACACUAGCCCAUAUAUGAUCACAUAUAGAUGUGGGUAGUGGGAGGCAACUCAUGUAAUACUUUUAUGGCUGGUGUUUUGGGCAGUGUGGUUAUACAAGUCGAUAUGCAGAAAAUGACUUUUUUUUUAUGCGAACACAAAAACAUCAGCUUUUUAAUGCACACUGAAUAUUACAAUUAAACAUAUGUUGUAGGUU